AUUAAUUAUGUUUGUCCGUCAAUAAGUGAGGAUAAAAGGAUGCAGGUGCAAGAGUUCGUGUCUCGUUUUGGAUCAGAUUUGAGGCAUUUGGAGGAGCUGGGCUCCAGCUGGGGAGACUUGGCAGACAUUUGGUCGGAUUCGACUUCACACAGCCUCCUUCAAAACUUUUCCAGGUCUAUCUGGUAAAUCAGGAGCACUGCAGCGUGCAUGACAGCAAGAGAUCCGUUGUUUUGCUGAACGCCCGAGCCGAGGAAAUAGUUGGACGGUGGGCCUGGUGGUCUGCAAGCAACCAGUCACGCAGCGCUGACACAGGAUCCACGGCUCCUCUAGCUUCCCGGUGACCUCGGCACCAUGAGUUGGAGCUUCCUCACUCGUCUGCUGGAUGAGAUCUCCAACCACUCCACCUUUGUGGGGAAGAUCUGGCUGACUAUGCUCAUCGUCUUCCGCAUCGUGCUGACUGCCGUCGGCGGGGAAUCCAUCUACUACGACGAGCAGAGUAAAUUUGUCUGCAACACGCAGCAGCCCGGCUGCGAGAACGUGUGCUACGACGCGUUUGCGCCGCUCUCGCAUGUUCGAUUCUGGAUCUUUCAGGUGAUUCUGAUCACCACCCCCACCAUUAUGUACCUGGGCUUUGCCAUGCACAAGAUCGCCCGCACGGAGGACAGCGAGUACUGCCCCCCCCGGACCCAGAAGAAGAGGAUACCCAUCGUGAGCCGGGGGGCAGUUCGGGACUACGAGGAGGCCGAAAACAACGGCGAGGAGGACCCCAUGAUCGCUGAAGAGGUCGAACUAGAGAAACUCAACAAGGCAGAAAAAAGCUCUGGGAAGAAGCACGACGGCCGUCGGCGGAUCAUGCGCGACGGCCUGAUGAAAGUCUAUGUGUGCCAGCUGCUUUGGCGCACCUCCUUCGAGGUGGCCUUCCUCUUUGGCCAGUAUGUCCUCUACGGCUUUGAGGUGAUGGCCUCCUACGUCUGCACUCGCUCGCCGUGCCCGCACACUGUGGACUGCUUUGUGUCGCGCCCCACCGAGAAGACCAUCUUCCUGCUGGUGAUGUACGUUGUGUCUUUCCUCUGCCUGCUCCUCACAGUCUUUGAAAUCAUCCACUUGGGGGUCGGAGGCAUCCAGGACACCUUCCGCAGGCGGGCCACGCUCUGCUCUCGCACCCCCCCUCCGUCGUCCUCUCGCCCCGGGCACGCUGCUCCGCCGGGAUACCACGCCACCAUGAAGAAGGAGAAACUGAAGGGAGAGCCGAGGAACUCCCCAAUGGGGGACUCUGGGCGGGAGAGUUUCAGGGACGAGUUGCCCUCAUCCAGGGAGCUGGAGCGGUUGAGGGGUCACCUGAAGCUGGCGCAGCAGCACCUGGACCUGGCCUACCAGGCCGAUGAGGGAAGCCCUUCCCGGAGCAGCAGCCCGGAGGGCAACGCGGCUGCGCAGAUGGCCGCCGAGCAGAACCGCCUCAACUUCGCCCAGGAAAAGCAGGGGGAAGCGAGCGAGAAAGGAGCACAAGCCUGAGCGUGCCUCCUGCCCCAACAGUCUGUUCUUCCAUUCCUACCGGCCUUACACAUGCGGGGGGGGGGCGCAUAGGAGUGCAGUCAGACCACUGGGGGGGAGGGAUGUGUUUGUGUGUGUUUUUAGCGAUGCACUUUUCAGUAUUGGAGGUGAGUCAGAAAAUCGCUGAGCCGCGUCCAAACCUUGUGCCUUCUGCCAACGCACAUUUGUGUGCACCUUGUUGUCCCGCCCCCUCUGUUGUUGUGGCCAUUCAGUGAUCAUCAAUUUCAGACUGUGUCAGGAUUAUCGAAACCUGUUUUUAAAACUCUUCUCUGUCUAAAAGGCCUCUUUGGCUUGUCGGCCUCAGAAUCUGCUAAUGUCUUUUCUGGGCCGCGUGCAGCAGCAUUCUGUCAGGUCAUUGUUUAUUAUCCACACCAUUUCAGAAAUAUUUGACCAUUUGGAAGCCUGUGUAUUUGCUCAACUCGGCCAAAAUGUUUACCUGGGAAAUGCUUGAAUUUAUCGACCGGAAAUGUUCCAUAGAAUUUCCAAGAAUCUUUUUUUUUUUUUUGUUUGUUUUUUUUGUACUCCAUUCAUUUAAAGCACUAGUUGCAUUUUACCAGUAGCUGUUUGACUGUUUCUUCUCCCAAAGCUCCAGAAUAUUUACUCUUUUGUUUAGAUGGAAGUGUUGAAACUACUAAUGCAACAGUUGGUACAUCUCAUCUCUAAAUAAUGUACAAUUUAAAAAUGUAUCGCGAUGUUCACCUUUGUGGAAAUUGAAAGAAUAAUUCCACAUUUUUUGGGGGGUGUUUUUUCUUUGCUAACCGGCUGGAAACAUCUGCCUUCUGGCAACAUUCAAAUUCCUUCCUUGUUUUCUGACAUUUACAUUCUUCUUUGGUGAGAUGUUUUCUUCCCAAACGUGACGUUCACCACUCGGAAACAUCGAUGCUUUCAUGUAGCCUGGAAUAAAAACUCCACCCAGCUGAAAAAAGGAUGACUGUUGGCUGCUGAAGCUGAGCCAUGUAAACAUGUAUAAUCUUUAAUUCAUGGCGAGGCUUUUGAUCAAUAGCUUUGUUCAUACGGAGGUUGCACGCUUUCCUCAUCUGGUUGAUGGGCUUAGGCUGACAUUAUAAACCUACAUUGCUAAAGAGCAGUUUGAUGCUGUAUUUUUGUAAUCUCACUUCAAGUUUUGCUACAACAUUCCAUUUUGAAGAUUAUAUUUUGUUGGUUAAUACAUUUGUUUUUCUAUUGUAUGUUUUUGGAACAGUAGACAUUUUUUUUUUUCUUCAGAGUAAAUAAAUAUAUUAAAGUAACACU
Gasterosteus aculeatus aculeatus (three-spined stickleback) is the source of this 2802-nucleotide messenger RNA. The record is from RefSeq and is a predicted model, not a curated record. NCBI's taxonomy places the organism in Eukaryota, Metazoa, Chordata, Actinopteri, Perciformes, Gasterosteidae.